Messenger RNA from Tricharina praecox, 6354 nucleotides. Its product is annotated as Ion transport protein-domain-containing protein. The record is from RefSeq and is a predicted model, not a curated record. Gene Ontology annotation, molecular function: high voltage-gated calcium channel activity. The coding region runs from base 270 to 6209 and encodes 1979 amino acids. Gene Ontology annotation, biological process: calcium ion import across plasma membrane. Gene Ontology annotation, cellular component: membrane; voltage-gated calcium channel complex. The transcript is spliced from 10 exons. NCBI's taxonomy places the organism in Eukaryota, Fungi, Ascomycota, Pezizomycetes, Pezizales, Pyronemataceae.
UGGGUGUCGACGACGACUCGGCGCCGCUGGCGGACAACCAGGCGCCCAUCGCGGGGACAGAAAAGCGGCUGUCGACGCAGUCGGUGCGGUUUGCGCCGGGGACGUCGUUGGGCGACGACCUGCACGCGGCCGAGGAGGGGCUGAGCCGGAGCCUUAGUAAAGCGUCGGGCAGCACGCGGUCGGGCUCGUUCAUUCGCCCCUCGCCGUCGCGGACGGGUUCGGGAAGCAGAUCCCUCUCCCCCGGGGCGUCGCCAGUGCGAAGAGUCUCCAUGGCCGUCCAGAACAUGUCCCAGCGCGUGGUCAAUCUGAGUAACGACCCCGAGGCCGUCGAACAGACGAUAAGAAGGAAGGGCUCGAAUAAGAGUUAUUCCGAAAGCAGACGGACGAGUGUGCCAGAGAUCGAGAUUGAGGAUGUGGGAGAUGGAGAUGGCGGCGCGAGCGGCGAUCGAGGCUCCCAGCUGGAGAAGCCAAAGCUGCUGAGAAAACCGUCGCAGGAACGAAGACCGUGGAGGGAACAGGUCAAUCCGCUCAAGGGAAAUACUCUCAGGAUUUUCUCGCCGACCAGUCGCGUCAGGCUGAUUCUGUGUGAUGUGCUCAUUCAUCCCGCGAUCGAGCCGUUGAUUUUGCUUUUGAUCUUGGUCCAGACAAUACUGCUCACGAUUGAUUCGGCUCCGAGUGUCUUCGACGACCCGAGAGCUAAGAGCUGGGGAACUUCGCCAAUUGAUUAUGCCUUGCUCGUCCUCUUCAGUAUAUACACAAUCGAAAUCGUUGCGCGAUGUAUUGUCUCUGGCGUCUUUAUGAAUCCCGUCCAGGAAGAUGAUCCAGAAGCAAGAGGUGGUCUCCGCCGGAGGAUCGUCUUGAAGGCGAAAACUUUUUUGACGCCCAAAAGGGUCGAUAAUAUACGUGCAGUCUCGCCGACCAGAAUGGACGAACCACCAUCGCUCAUGCGGUCCAUCACGCAACUCAACAUGGCGGAAGGAUCGGACGCUCCCGGGUCGGGAUCCAUACAAUCGCAAGCCCGAUUCCGGCUCGCUAGACGAGCGUUUCUCCGCCACUCUUUCAAUCGCUUGGACUUUGUAGCCGUGAUCUCGUACUGGAUAUCGCUUGGGCUGUGUGUAUCCGGACUCGAGGCGGAGCGCCACCUCUACGUGUUCCGCAUGAUGAGCUGUUUGCGCAUCCUGCGGCUGUUGGGAAUUACCAGUGGAACCUCGGUCAUCCUGCGCAGUCUGAAGAAGGCCGCCCCGCUGCUCGUCCACGUCGCCUUCCUGAUCGGCUUCUUCUGGUUGGUGUUUGCCGUCAUCGGCGUGCAGAGCUUCAAGGGCUCGCUCGAGAGAAACUGCGUCUGGGUUGAUCCUGAGGGGCUGCAGCCGAACUACACGCAGGAGUUUCAGUUCUGCGGCGGAUACAUGGACCCGUUGACCGGAAGGUCGAGGCCGUUUCUACUCAGGGAUGGAAUCACGCCCGGCGCGAAGAAGGCGAAGGGGUACAUUUGUCCGCCGAAUUCGCUGUGCAUGGUCGUUGGGAAUCCAUAUGCUGGCACUGUCAGCUUCGACAAUAUCGUCCAGAGUCUGGAACUCGUCUUUGUUGUCAUGACGGCGAAUACGUUCUCGGACCUCCUGUACUACACCGCUGAUAGUGAUUACUUGGCUGCUUCUUGCUUUUUCAUUGCGGCGAUUAUCAUUCUGGCGUUUUGGUUGGCGAAUUUGUUGAUUGCAGUCAUUACAUCCUCGUUUCAAGUCAUCCGGGAGGAAUCCAGUAAGAGCGCCUUCUCCGCAGACGACGUUUCAUCCGUCCACAACAACGACGGCCAGGCGGAGCGGAAGCCGAGCACGCUCAAGAAGAUCUACGAUCUCUCGCGCCACCUCUGGAUCGUCGUCAUCGGGGCGGGAUUGUUUGCGCAGACGUUCCGCAGUGCCCGGAUGCGCGAAAGGGAAGAGAGGAUGAUUGAUCGGGUUGAGGCCAGCGUCACGUUGAUCCUUCUCUUCGAGAUCAUCUUCCGGUUCGUCUCGGACUGGAGAGGGUUUCACACCAAGCGGAGGAACUGGGUGGAUCUUUUCCUGGCCGUCAUCACCUGCAUCAUACUACUCCCGCCGGUGCGACACGGCGGAAGGAUCUACGACUGGCUCACCGCCUUCCAGAUCCUGCGGGUAUACCGGCUGGUCUGGGCGAUUCCGGUGACGCGGAACCUUCUGGCCAAGGUUUUGGGUAACGUCUCGGGCCUGUUCAACUUGAUAUUCUUUGUGAUCCUCCUCACGUUUCUCUGCGCGCUGUUUGCUGUGCAAAUCGUCAGAGGCGAUAUUCCGGCAGAGAUCGGGGGCGAGACGACGCCUGUCAGCUUCUUUACCAUCUUUAAUGCCUUCCUGGGAAUGUACCAGGUGUUCUCGAGCGAGGAUUGGACGUCGCUGCUGUACAUGGCUACUGAGGCACAGCAGCCGUACGGUGUCGGUUGGAUCAGUGCUAUGUUCUUUAUUGGGUGGUUCAUUCUUGGGAACUUCAUCGUGUUGAACAUGUUUAUUGCUGUCAUCCAGGAGAAUUUCGAUGUUACAGAGGACGAGAAGCGGAUGCACCAAGUCAAGGCGUUUCUACAGAACAAGAGCUACAGGGCGCCCACCCAAGGACUCAAACUCUCGUCACUGUUCUCGUCAAAGAAGAACAAGAUGAACACGGAGGCCGCGCAAUCCAAGCAGGCCGCGUUCGAGAUGUUGACCAAACAGGCGAUCGUCGAGUCGUUCCUCGACGAGGGAGAACACCAACAUCGCCAGGAUGUCACGGCAGGAGCCAAGUUUGCCGUCGCCGCCGCCGUCGAGAACCUGCAGAUGCAGGAGGAGAAGCGGAAGAGGUUCUAUAAGCGGUGGUUUGCCAAGGCCAAGGGCGUGUGGAGGGAUCGCGAGACGAACCCGUUCUACUCGUUCCAGUCGCGGUCCGUGGCGGAUCUGGCGCCGACGGCGCUGGCGCAGGAGGUGGUCACUGAGGCGGAACGGAGGAAGCGCGCACAGAGGGAAUACCUGGCUAAGCACCCUAAUUACAAUGUCUCGCUGUUCAUCUUCGGUCCUCAGAACCCGAUCAGGCGCAUGUGUCAGAGGAUGGUGGGGCCCAGUCGUGCUAACGUCAGAUAUGCUGGUCUGCCUCCCAACACCACGAUCAGUUACGCGUUUUCGAUCAUCAUCUACUGUGCCAUCGUGGCCAUGGUUGUGUUGGCUUGCUUCACUACGCCGCUCUACCAGAAGGAGUAUUUUUCCAAGAAUGGGAAUUCGCGCAAGAACUGGUUUACUCUGGUGGACGCGGGAUUUGUGGUGCUGUUCACGUUUGAGUCGGCAAUCAAGAUCAUCGCGGACGGAUUGAUCUGGACGCCGAAUGCCUAUCUGCGCGGAUCGUGGGGAAUCAUCGAUUGUAUUGUGCUCAUCACGCUGUGGAUCAGUGUUGCGUCGUCCCUGACCAACAAGGAUGAGAUCAGCAGGGCUGUGGGUGCGUUCAAGGCGCUGCGUGCGCUCAGGCUGCUCAACAUCAGUGGUACAGCGCAGGAUACGUUUCAUUCGGUUGUGAUUCUGGGCGGAAAGAAGAUUCUGUCUGCCGCGUUCGUGUCGCUGUCGCUGAUCAUCCCGUUCGCCAUCUACGGAGUCAACCUGUUUGCCGGCCAGAUGGAUGCGUGCAACGACGGCAACGGCAUAGUGAACCUUACCGACUGCAUACACGAGUACGCCAGCCAGCCGUUCGAGUGGGACGUCCUCGCGCCAAGAGUCGUCGAGAAUCCGUACUUCAACUUUGACGACUUUGGCACCAGCUUGUUUAUUCUGUUCCAGAUUGUCAGUCAAGAAGGCUGGACUGGGGUCAUGUUCAACGCGCAGAAUGUCGUCGGAAAGGGAAUGCAGCCGCAACCGUUUCACUCCCAGGUCAACUCGCUGUUCUUCCUCGUCUUCAAUCUGCUGGGAGCUGUCUUCGUCCUGACACUGUUCGUGUCUGUGUUUAUGCGGAAUUACACGGAACAGACCGGUGUGGCGUUCUUGACGGCGGAUCAGCGCACGUGGCUCGAGCUGAGGAAAUUGCUGAGACAGGUCUCGCCGUCGAAGCGGCCGGAUAAGAGUCCCGACUCGGAGUGGAAGGGUUGGUGCUAUCAGAGGGCGACGCACAAGCAUGGGUAUUGGCAGAGAGGUGUUACCGUUCUAUUGAUGAUCCAUGGUUUGCUUCUGCUACUGGAGUACCAUCCUUCGCCUGGCUCGUUGGACAGGACAAGGGACUGGCUGUUCCUGGUGCUGAACAUCGCCUUCAUCGGCAACCUGGCUGUGCGCGUGGUGGGGCUGACAUGGUCGAAUUUCAUCAAGAGCAAGUGGGACAUCUACGCGCUGCUGUCGGUCAGCGGGACGUUCGUGACGACUCUCCUGCUGCUGGCUGGAUACGCCAAUCCGAUGUUCGUCCAGCUGCAGAAGCUGUUCCUGGUGUCGGUCGUGAUCAUGUUGAUCCCACGCAACGACCAGCUGGAUCAUCUAUUCAAGACUGCGGCCGCGUCGUUGACCUCGAUCGGGAACCUGAUUGCGACCUGGUUCGUGCUAUUCUUGGUUUAUGCGAUAGCGUUGACGCAGACUUUCGGCUUGACGAAGAUCGGCCCGAACGGUAACGGUAAUAUGAACUUCAGGACCGUGCCAAAGGCUUUGAUCCUGCUGUUUAGGAUGACGUGCGGAGAGGGAUGGAACGAAAUCAUGAGCGACUACGAGGUGAUCGAGCCGGCGUGCGUACGUGGCCAGACAUUCUUCGACAGCGACUGUGGCAGCGAGGUUUACGCCCACGCACUGUUUGUUUCUUGGAACAUUCUGAGCAUGUACAUCUUCGUGAGCAUGUUCAUCUCGCUCAUCUUCGAGAGUUUCAGUUACGUGUAUCAACGAUCGGGCGACUCGUCGCAGGUGUCGCGCGAGGAGAUCCGCAAGUUCAAGCAGGCCUGGGCAACGCUCGAUCCAGACGGCACCGGGUACAUAGCGAAGGACAGGUUUCCGAGGCUGCUGGGUCUGCUCUCGGGGAUUUUUGCGAUGAGGGUAUAUGAAGACCCGUUUACGGUGCAUAGUAUCCUCGAUGACUGCAGGGUCGAUCCGAAUAGCGCCAAGGGUCGCAACAAGGGGACGGCGGCCGUGCAUGGGAUUGACCUGGACAAAUUGAAUAGGCGCAUCGCGCAGAUCCCCGUUCACAAGAUCCGCAGGCAGAGGCAUACCUUUACGCUGUUCUUUGAGGAGUGUUUGGUCUCGGCGGAUAAGGACUAUGGUGUCUCGUUUGAGUCGGUCCUGCUGAUUCUCGCGCAUUACAAACUCAUCAACGACAACAAGAGUCUGAGGCUUGAGGAAUACCUGCGUCGACGAUACAGGUUGCAGAGAGUGGAAGAACAGGUGCAGCGAAAUGUCGUGACGAACUUCUUCCUGACCCUGUACUGGAGCAAACGCUUCAAAGACCUCAGGCUCGGCCGGAUCACCCCAGGCACGAUCAGUCGCGCACCGUCCACCACCGUGCCGCAGAUCCGCGUCGACAACGCCAGCGACAUAACCGACAUCGUCCCCCACAACUCGGACAUCCCCCAGAUCACGCUUAACGAGGAAGGACCCGUCGUGCCCCCUCGCCUCUCGUUCGACGACAGCUACCACAACACCGGAGAAUCCAGCGGUUUCAGCCCCAUCGACUCACCCACCGAUGCAGCCGGCGGCGGCGCGUUCAGCUUUGGCGGCGUGAACCCGUUCUCGGACGGCAACGAGCCACUCAGCUUCCUCCGCCAGCGCGGUCCGGGCCGGCGCACGCCACCGUACAUAUCGACGCCCAACCUGUCUCCUAGUACGAGCCCGAUGAUCUCGCCGGCGCUUAGUCCGCGCGUGGGCGCGGGGCCAUCCGACGGCUUUGGCGGCAUCGGCCUGUGGUACGGCGCCGGCGCGCAGUCACCCACCACCGCGGAGCGCCAGACAAGUGAGGUCGCCCCCCAGGUCGUCAUGGACGCCCUUGACGACUCCGAGUGGCGCGAUCAGAUCAGGUCGUUCAUUGAGAGCCAGAUAGGUCCCGGCGCGGGGGGAUCCCCAAGUGUCAGCAGGAAUGGAAGCCGCAAUGGGGAGGUUAGUAGACAGGGUAGUCGUAAUGGCGGUGGUGGCGGUGGUGCUGGUGGGAAUGCUGCUGGUGGUGGUGCUGGUGCUGGUGGUGCUGGUGCUGGCGGGAGUGCGAGGGGUGAUGCCAGUCCCAGGUCCUAGACAGUAGGUAUGCAGUUGAUGAUUGUAAUAAUGAAGCAGGUGGCAGGUGGCUGCUGGGAGGGGGGCGUUUGGGUGGGGGCUUUUUGUUUUGUUUUUGUUUUGUUCUGUUACAUUGAUGUUUUGGCUCUUGAGACUUCCUUUUACU